GUGUCUCAGAAACUCAGCGCACACACACACUCACUCACACACAUCGACCUGGAGAGUCGCAUCACCCAACAGGGAAGUAAAAUGAACAAAAGGUUCCCGCUGCAGGUCCGAAUUAUUGGAUUAAUGCAACAUAAGAAGCAAAAGACCUACCUUGCCUCAGUUCUGUGGUCGGAUCAAAAUGAUGUUAUCGUGUACCGAACCUUUACAGAGUUUAAGAAACUGCAUAAAGCUGUUGUGAAGAAGUACCCCCUAGAAGCUGGACGCAUUAAAAAGUCUGAUCGAAUUCUACCCAAAUUCCAAGACAUUUCUAGAAGGGAAAGAAGACAAGCUGGAGUCAGUAAAUCAGUCUUGAGGAUAGGAAUGCUGCAGGACUACUGUGACCGUUUAUUGACAUGUUGUACCAAGGUCACCGGGGACCAAGAUGUUAUUCAGUUCUUUGUGGCCAUCAGCCAUGACCUGGCACCUUCUUUUCCCUCAGACAGUGUUAUUAUCAUGCCAUCUGCAGUUGAGAAGAGAAGAGAAUCUCUGAGGCAUUCAAGCAAUGCGUCUGCCCAGUCCAUCACCCAACCAGUUGCUUCAGAGAAUUACAAGUGUAUUGCAUCUUAUGAAACAAAAGAUACCAAGAACAAGCCUUUUAAGGCGUUGGAGGGUGAAAUUGUUGACGUAAUAGCCAAGAACUCAUCAGGAUGGUGGCUUGUGGAGAAUGAUGAGAAGCAACUAGCCUGGUUUCCAGCUCCCUAUCUCAAAAAAUGCCUUGACUAUGUCACAUCUGGAACAUCAAUUAUUGAAGUAGGGGAGUGCCAAUAUUAUGCUGUUAAAAGCUAUGAAGCAAAAGAUGAAGAUGAAUUAUCCAUGCAUGUAGGUGUCAUUGUCCAAGUCUUGAAAAAAUCCAGCGAUGGAUGGUGGCUUAUUAGGUAUGAUGGCAAAUCUGGGUACGUCCCAUCUCUUUACCUGCAGCCAUACAAAAACCCUCAUUCAAAAUUACAGAUUCUCACUGAGCCGGCCAGGUAUGCCUCCACCCCGAAUCUCAUCACAGAAGCUAACAAUCUGCCUAUGCUGUCCGAUAACCUAAAGUUGAACCUGCACAGAAACCAAGCCUACAAUUACCUCUCACGCACAAAGAUCAUUGGUGACAAUGUUGGAUUGGAUAAACAAAAAUCAAAGUCUUCUAGCUGUUUGACUGACGAAAGUCUAUCUGGAGAUGAGUUGAGCCUUCACAAUUCAGAUGGGUCAGAUAGCAGGCCAGAAAGCUUGUGCGAUGAUAUUAGCAUAUCCAUUGACAGUUCAGGCAAGUCACAGUUAUCUGAGGACAGCAGAUUACUAGAAAGUUACCACAUUCUUAAAGGCUCUGAUAACAUGUCAAGACUGUUUGAGAAGAAUCAAAUUGCAGCUUCUCAAAGCAAGCCCGAAGAUCUGAACAAUUCUGGUGUGAAAAAGGUAGAUUUGAGACUCAGCCCUGAAGCUUCCACAAGUGAGAGCAUUCCUGUUAAAAAUCUAAUACCAAGAAUACCUCCAAGGCCACAGCGUCAAGAAAUACUGUCAAGAUGUACGACCUUGACCAAGAACAUGGCUCUGAGAUCUUGAAAAUUUCCAGCUUGAAAAUUUAUGAAACAAAACCUUAGGUAAAUCAACCAAAAUAUUGGUGAGGAAGGAAGUUUUAUUUUUACUCAAACAAUAUUUAAUUUUGAAAUGGUAUGCAGAAGCUGCAGUUUUGUACACUUAUUUGAGGAAAAAAUGUAGGUAGCCAACAUUGCUACGAUCAUAUUAGUUUUAAGAUAUGUUUUGUUAAACAUGUGCAAUUUCUACUCAGCAGGAUUCAUUUUUUAAUCCUUAACUAGAGUUACAAAGAAGAAAAAUGCACCGAUUACUAUGUUUUCCAGAGAAAUUCUUCAGAGGAGUUGCAAUUCUUUCUUGAUAAGUGGCAGGUAGCCCUGCAUAUUUGUAUAGCUUCAUCGGGAAGAAUUUUCCCUCCGUCGGGGGGGAAAUGCAGGAGCGGGCGCGGGCAGGCGCGCCUCCAAUCGGCGCCCCCAAUCAGGGGAGCAUCACCAUUUUACGUGUGCGGGCCAAUUAAGGCCCACCCAGUAUGACGUCUGCCAGGAAGCGC
Molecule: messenger RNA, 2104 nt
Organism: Carcharodon carcharias (great white shark)
Lineage: Eukaryota; Metazoa; Chordata; Chondrichthyes; Lamniformes; Lamnidae
Product: NADPH oxidase organizer 1-like
Exons: 8
Coding region: 82-1584 (500 amino acids)
Biological process (GO): superoxide anion generation
Molecular function (GO): phosphatidylinositol binding; protein binding; superoxide-generating NADPH oxidase activator activity
Source: RefSeq, a predicted model, not a curated record